Messenger RNA from Lipotes vexillifer (Yangtze River dolphin), 1379 nucleotides. It is a transcript of the gene CUNH9orf78, whose product is annotated as chromosome unknown C9orf78 homolog. The record is from RefSeq and is a predicted model, not a curated record. Gene Ontology annotation, cellular component: spliceosomal complex. Gene Ontology annotation, biological process: mRNA splicing, via spliceosome. Bases 9 to 806 code for a protein of 265 amino acids. Lineage: Eukaryota; Metazoa; Chordata; Mammalia; Artiodactyla; Lipotidae. The transcript has 8 exons.
GCGCGACUAUGCCGGUCACCGGGAAGACUUUCCGCCGGCGCCAGGCCGACUCGGAGUCGGAGGAAGAUGAGCAGGACUCAGAGGAAGUUCGAUUAAAACUGGAAGAGACCCGAGAGGUGCAGAACUUGAGGAAGAGGCCCAACGGGAUGAAGACAGGUGGGAUGGUGGACAUGAAGAAACUAAAGGAAAGGGGCAAAGAUAAGAUCAGCGAAGAGGAAGACCUCCAUCUGGGGACGUCAUUUUCUGCAGAAACCAACCGAAGGGACGAGGACGCUGACAUGAUGAAGUACAUUGAGACGGAGCUGAAGAAGCGGAAAGGGAUUGUGGAACACGAGGAACAGAAAGUUAAGCCAAAGAAUGCAGAGGACUGCCUUUACGAACUGCCGGAAAACAUCCGGGUUUCCUCAGCAAAGAAGACUGAGGAGAUGCUGUCCAACCAGAUGCUGAGCGGCAUCCCGGAGGUGGACCUCGGCAUCGAUGCUAAAAUAAAAAAUAUCAUUUCCACGGAGGAUGCCAAGGCCCGUCUGCUGGCAGAGCAGCAGAAUAAGAAGAAAGACAGUGAGACAUCCUUUGUGCCUACCAACAUGGCUGUGAAUUACGUGCAGCACAACCGAUUUUAUCAUGAGGAGCUCAAUGCUCCCAUACGGAGAAACAAAGAAGAGCCCAAAGCCCGACCAUUGAGAGUGGGUGACACAGAGAAGCCGGAGCCUGAGCGGUCCCCUCCCAACCGCAAGCGUCCUGCCAACGAGAAGGCCACGGAUGACUAUCACUACGAGAAGUUCAAGAAGAUGAACAGGCGGUACUGAGGGAGGCUAAAGGGGAGAGGUGCAAAGUGGGGUAUAGACAGUGUCGUUCACUCCCUUUAUCCCCCUGAUAAAAGGCUUCCUGGACAGAAGCCUGCUCAUUGGCUAGCAGACAGUUCCCAAAACAGACUCUAUCCGUCCUGCUGCUUACCUGCUGGAUUUUUCAGGCACUGAAUUUGUAACCUUUUGAAACAAUGUGUAGUUUUCCUAUCUGGGGACAAACUCUAUUCUUGAGAGCAUUAUUAAAUCUCAUUUGUAAAUAUGUUGACUUUCUCCUAAUAUUUGCCCUGGGUCAGGAGGAAACCGUUGUGUGUUUCAGGGCGAGAUAAUACCCUUUAGAUUGUGGUUUUAUUACUAUUAUAUAUGCAAUCAUGUCUCCUGUUUUCAAGUACCUGGAGUGGGGUUCAGAAAUGCAUCCGUCACUGUUUACAGUGGAUCCAGCUGACAGAAAAAUCUAGGUUGAGAUCAAAGGAACACUGGUAUUUUCUGACUUUUACAAAGUUAUCUGUUUCUUUUCAUUAUGAAAGAAAAAAUUUCUCAUCACUUUUAGCACUUAAGUAUUAAAUAUGAAAUGGA